AUGUGCUGGUACAUCCAGGAAGGUUCUGCAGAAGCUUCUGGAAGAAAAUCAUCAGCACUUCUUCUGUACGAUGCUCAACGCCACUCUAAUUCCAGCCACCAACCUCUAUGUGAACUCCACCACCCUGGAGGCCCCCUUGGUCCUCCACUGUGGUACCAGUUCCCAGUGUGUGCUGUGGCUCCUUACGGCUUCAUUUUCUACUUUGGGGUCAAAGUGUUCAACCUGGCCGUGGGGGCGCCCUGUAACGUCCUGGUCAUCUGGCAGAUCGCAACCAAGAAAAGUGACUCAUCCACAUCCGACAUCUUCAUCUUCAACCUGGCCAUCCUAGACGCCUACUUCUGCCUGAUGACGCCCAUAGAAAUGGUGAACCGACUGCUGCUGGACAACAGCCGCAUCUGGUACUUUCAGAGAUUUGCAUAUGGGAUCAAGGACGUUGCACCACUUUUUCUGGUGUGUAUCUCUCUGGACCGCUACAUCGCCGUGGUCCAUCCAGUGCUAUUCGCUGGUAUCCGUGACAACAAGUUCCGCAUUGGCGUUUCUGUGGUGGUCUGGGGCCUCAUCCUGGCUUACGGCCUAACAAAAUGCACCCUGGGAGCCAUGAGUGUCAACGAGGUCUUCAGCGGAGUCAUCCUGUUUGCAUUCGCGGUCAUGGUCUUCUGCAACAUCUCCGUCAUCUGGGUUCUCCGCCGCUCUGUGGUGGGAAAAGAGGAGAUGCACCCUGUGAAGAAGAAAGCCUUCAAGAUGGUGCUGAUCAUCUUGGCCAUCAUCGUGGCCAACUACCUGCCUCCUGUGGCGCUCAUGCCUUUCGCGUCCUACUACUCGUUCUUGGUCUUCCGCUGUCAGAUCAGCAUCAGCGUGUUCUCCAUCAUGGAUCUGAGCUGCAGCGUCGAGCCGCUCCUCUACAUCACAAAGAUGGAGCGUGUGGACGGCAGGUGCUGCAGCUUGAGUUUGAUGUCAAGGUGUAAUCAGUCUUCCUGUCAUUAACCGACCCGAACUUGGAAGAUUCUUUCAAAAAUGUUAGUGGACAAAGACCCUGCAUGUACCAGUUUUUGUUUUGUUUUUUAAUAUUCCCGUUGUUACCCAAUGUAUAACUCCAUAAGUCUGCUGAACUGUGGCCAGGACAUGUUUGGCCAAAAAUUUUGUUAAAAACUCACCUAUUUUUUCUAUUAAAAAAAUACAUAUGAUGGGACAAAAAGAUAAAAAUUCUCUGAAGCAUUCACCCUCUAAGCCAGCAGCUACAUCAAGUAAAUACUGUGAGACAGAUAAAGCAUCAGCUAAAGCUAAAACAAAAUGAAGACUUUUCUAUUAUCAGUGAUAGAAAAUUCUUAUUUUAGUCCACAUACAACAUAACUAAAUGCUUAGCAGAGUAGCAAUAAUUACCAUUAUACACUAUAAGGGAAUUCAUGCAGGUUCAGUUUGGUUAUUCAAGGUCUUUUUAAGCCAGAUAUCUAAAUCAAUGUCCUUCAAUUACUAAUUACCAUGAAUACACAUUUUGUUGGUGGAUAUUGCCGUUUUCAGCAGACAAAAUUAUUACUCAAUAACUGAUUUUAACAUUUAUCCCAAACAUGUAAUUAUGAUAACAGUCUUUCUUUUACAUAGUUUGUUGUCUAGUGUCAAACUUUAAACUCUUAGGGGAAAUAUGGGCUGCCCUUUUCAGAAGAAAACCAAGUUUGUGUGUGUUUUUUAAUAUGCUAAGAGACACAUCAAUAAGACACGCCAUGGUUGACAAUUUCCAUCUUAAAACUGCAGUGUACAGAUGAUGAGCAACUGAGGGGUGAGUGGAGAAAGACAAACUCCACAGAUCUGCACAUGACAAAGGAAGCAACGCUGCAGUAACAUCUAAGAAGCCAUUUUAAGGGAGAAAAUUAAUAUUUUUGCAGAAAAAACUUCUGAAUAUGUCACUGUGAAAUACAGUUUCAGAAGUAUAAUCAUUGACUGGAGAGAGACUUUCAAUACAAUAUAUAACUUUAAAUGUUCACCUCCAGAAGUAUGUUAAGGAGAGAGAAAUGCAGUUAUGUGACAUUUAACACAGGGGAGCUUUUUUUCUUAUUUGUGCUGAACAUUUACACUGCAACCAGCAGGUUUACAAAACAUUCAAAGAGGCCUUGAGGGACAUAGAACAUAUCAGUGAGUAUAACAGAAGUAGGUGAGGUUGUUGGUUAAAGUGGGCAUCAUUUAUUCCCAGGUGUAUGAUUACUGAAAGAGCAUUUCCUUCUCUGCUCCUCCUAUGGCAACCAGUAACAGAAACCCUCUCGUUAACAAAGACGUCUAUUAAUCCAUUUUAAUGACAGCCAGGGGCAGUGUCUGGUUUACUGAGCACUGAUGAAGCAUUUAGUCAGUUUUUAAAUCAGCCCUAUUAUCAGACAUGCACAAUGGGACCAAUUAGUGGCAGUGUAAUGAGUAGACAUGUAGAUUAGGUUAGUUAAUAAACUAAAUACUGAACACACUGCAAUUAUUAAAGGACUGACAAUAUGCUGUGGAAAGACUAUAUAACAUGAUUAAAGACACACCUCCCCUUUUAAGAAUUGUGUUUGAUAUAGUCUCUGAAAUGGAUCAUAGAAUUCAGAAAAAGUCUUUAUUUUGAUCAAAACGUACUAAAUUAUAAAUGUGUACAGGUGUUUGUCAUCUUACAGUAUAUUUGUGGAAGGAUUUCCAUGCAGAGCUGUCUUUGCAUUUCGUCAUUUGAUUAGAAAAUGUGGAUUUUAUACAGAUACUUCAAUAAACUU
Amphiprion ocellaris (clown anemonefish) is the source of this 2726-nucleotide messenger RNA. Its product is annotated as G-protein coupled receptor 4-like. Lineage: Eukaryota; Metazoa; Chordata; Actinopteri; Pomacentridae. Gene Ontology annotation, biological process: positive regulation of Rho protein signal transduction; phospholipase C-activating G protein-coupled receptor signaling pathway. The transcript has 3 exons. Gene Ontology annotation, cellular component: membrane. Gene Ontology annotation, molecular function: G protein-coupled receptor activity. The record is from RefSeq and is a predicted model, not a curated record. The coding region runs from base 1 to 984 and encodes 327 amino acids.